GCCCCGCGCCGAUGGACGUCAACACCGUCGCCGCCGUGGCCGCGGUGCUGCUGCUGGCCUCCACCGCCAGAGGGGCUGCCGCCUCCAAGACCAUCCCGUCGUUCGCGGGCCCGUACGUAAUAUACAUCAAGCGGUUGCUCCCGUGCUCCGACAACGACACGGUGUGGAGGCAGUACUACGGCAACAUGCGCUUCAGCCACUACAACCCCGGCAAGCCGCACGACGCGCAGAUCGUCACCGGCACCUUCACGGUCCCCGUCGACGUGGACGACACCUUCUGGAUCGGCGCCAAGGUGGACAAGCGCGCCAACAACCAGUGGAAGAAGAACUACUUCGUGUUCAACAACUUCCCCGUGGGCUUCUGCUCCACGAUGAGAGCGAACAUCCCCGAACCCUUCGCCAAGGUCUUCGGGUCCAAGAGCAUGACCGGGCGCUGCAGCGUGCGCAAGGGCUCCUACACCGUGGACCACGAGCCCAUUCAUUGGAACCUGCCCAACUUCCCGACGCUGCCGUACGGAAACUACUUCGUCAAGAUCAAAGGGGAGCAGCGGGGCGCCGGCAAUGCCUCGCUGCCGAAGCUGUUCGAACUUUGCGGCGAGUGCGAGACCGUGCCGAAGCCCUAGCCCGGCCAUGACAGCCCGACACGACCGGACAGACUGUGGCAGUUGUAAGCAGAAACGAGAUUUUACAAUCAUCGCCCGCCCGCCUGUCACACGCGACCUCGCGUGAUUUUCGUCACGACCUCUGUGUGUGUGUGUGUGUGUGUGUGUGUGUGUGUGUGUGUGUGUGUGUGUGUGUGUGUGUGUGUGUGUGUGUGUGUGUGUGUGUGUGUGUGUGUGUGUGUGUGUGUGUGUGUGUGUGUGUGUGUGCUGGAGCGAUUCGCGAGCAGGACGCGGGGGGGUCCGUUGUGUUGCAGUUUGUACACACGGUUCACAUGAGGAACAACUCGAUCAUGGUUCGGACGGACUGACGGACUGCGCGCCAGGCAGACGGACGGACGGACGGACGGGCCGCCGAGUGCAGUGGAGGAGACGGGCGGCCUCGUCUAACUGAAUUAAAACGCUGUAAUUUGUUACAUUUAAGGCGUAUCAAGGAGCGAAAGUGUGUUUCAAUUACAGCCGCCCCAGCCGUGGCAGAGGCCGUGGCAGAGGCUGCGUCGGAAAGGUGAAUGGUCCACGGAAGCGUUUAUCCGAUCGGUGUUGGGGCUGGGCCAGGGCCUGGGGCUGACUCGGAGGCGCUUUCGUGUCUCUGUCUCGUUCGCACUCGCAUGGGGCGUCGCGCAGGGGUGCGAGGGGGACAGAGCGUCGUGUUUCGGAAACAGCCCGCCGGGCCUCGUACACGUGGGUCUCGGAGCGCCCCCCGGGGCCCCAGGCAGUCCCGCAUUCCAUCUCCGUGGGCGUGGGACUCCCCCGUCGUUUGUCACCUGUGCAUUUCGGAGUUU
Molecule: messenger RNA, 1441 nt
Organism: Thrips palmi
Lineage: Eukaryota; Metazoa; Arthropoda; Insecta; Thysanoptera; Thripidae
Exons: 4
Coding region: 12-623 (203 amino acids)
Source: RefSeq, a predicted model, not a curated record